Molecule: messenger RNA, 2001 nt
Organism: Ilyonectria robusta
Lineage: Eukaryota; Fungi; Ascomycota; Sordariomycetes; Hypocreales; Nectriaceae
Exons: 4
Coding region: 1-2001 (666 amino acids)
Biological process (GO): regulation of DNA-templated transcription; DNA-templated transcription
Cellular component (GO): nucleus
Molecular function (GO): DNA-binding transcription factor activity, RNA polymerase II-specific; zinc ion binding; transcription cis-regulatory region binding
Source: RefSeq, a predicted model, not a curated record
AUGAGCUUGAUGCCGACAGAUAUCCCGCGCAGUGAAGCGCCGCCCCAGACUUCCAGCCCUGUCGGCCUAAAUCGGACAUGCGAGGGCUGCCGCCAUCGUCGGAUCAAAUGCAUCAUUGCGUCACAAGGCCCGCAGCCAAAUCAGAAGAAAUGCACGAGGUGUAUGAAGCUCGACAUCGACUGUGUUUUCCUUCCUCCUGCCAUCAAGAAGACGCGCCGGAGAAACGAAACAAGGAUCAAAGAACUUGAACGCAAGUUCCAGCAGAUCCAGCAGAGCAUCAGCGAACCACGAAGCGCGCCUCUUGUCUCGCUCUCUGGUCCAAAUGGAGACGCCGAUACGCAGUUCUCCGCACCUUCGAAUGGCCGAUCCCCGGCAACAACACCCAGCACUCUUGACUCGCUGCUGCUGACACCUUCGCCCGAUGAUGCGACAGCAGACCCAGUUUCGAGAGGGCUUCUCAGUCAUAACCAAGCGGAAGGACUGUACUGGGCCUUUUGCCACAACUUUGAGCCACUUUAUCCGCUUGUGCAUGUCCCAGAAUCAUUGACGUGUGAGGAAACCCGGAUAACUCGGCCUGCACUCUUUCGAGCAAUUAUCACGGCCGCCUCCAGUAGUACAGAUCCAACACUCUCUCGGGCCUUGUUCCACGACACGGGAAAGUUCCUCGCUGAGAAGGUGGUGGUGUCUGGAGAAAGGUCCUUGGAUCUUGUCCAAGCCCUCCUUAUCAUGUCCACCUGGCAACAGCCUCCCGAAAAGUUCCAGAGACUCAAGUUCAGCCAGUCUUCACAGUUGGCAGCAACAAUGGUUAUGGAUCUGCAGUCAUCGAACGAUGAAAACUACAAAAUUCCCGAUCCUGAAAAUGCCUUUGUUCCAUCAGAUCACUUGAUAGAGACUUGCAGGAGUUUCCUCGCGUGCUAUUUUCUCUGCUCCAGCAUUGCGCUUUCGUUUCGCCGACCAAACGGGCUUCGCUAUGGGGCCUGGGUCGAACGCUCCACGAAGAUCCUUGAGAUGGCUCCAUUCCUUCAUCCGAACGACCGUCGGCUCCUCGCCUGGGCCAGACUGCAACGAAUCGCUGAAGAGAGUUUAACAAUGGUCGGGUUUGAUGAAGGAAUGGCUGUAGAUUUCUCCGACACUCGUACACGCUUCAUCCUGAGGAACUGUGCUCAGGCGGUGACCAAGUGGAGACAGUCAAUUCCAGAAGAUAUCAUGUAUGGACCGCUUGAGAUACACUACCAGAUGAUUCUCGUCAGUCUCGAUGAGCCUGCACUCUACGGUGGCCACGAAAUUGCCGACUUUCGCCCUCCGUACGUGAUACGGUCACUGCCAUUGGCAAAGAAGCCGCAAAGCGCAGAUCGGAUGAAUGUCAUUGGCGCCAUCACCAAAUGUGCCGUGUCGGCCCAACAACUCAUCACGGCGUUCAUCAACCUCCCCGUCGAGGUCCUUCGAUCAGCUCCAGUCAUUACCUACACGAGAAUGUCUUACGCCGUGAUCGUGUUGAUCAAGGUUUACGUAUCGACGCAGAGGAAUGACGACAGAGAAAAUUCCCUCCUUGAUGAAGAAUGGACCCCGAAGCAUUUCCUCGUUCGGAUAUUGGAGAAACUGGAAUUGGCUGCAGGUCAGCAACGCCUUGAUAUUUCAGUGACUUUCAGUUGUGUCCUCGCCAACUUGGCCAGAUGGUGUGCUAGCAACCUGGACCAGAACGGCCUCUCCGGCCAGUUCAUUGAGCCCAUGAUGCACCUACCGGGCAAGACUACCAACAGUGACACAGGCAGUGUCAAUAGUGACCCGAAUCAUCUGAUGGUUCCUGGCUCUCUGUAUCCCACUCCCAGUGAGCCAGUGGCACAAGGAGCCGCUUUCCAGUCCUGGUCAAAUAUGGAGGACUUUUCAUUGCUCGGAGAUCUAUAUCUUGGCACGUUGGGUUCAAGUCCUGGAUCUGGUAUGGUGAACAGCCUUCCAGAGUUUGACUUUGACAGAUGGGACAUGGGCAGCAGCUCGAGUUGA